CAUUUUUCCUCAGUCCAGUUAGAAACUGCUUGCGCAUUGCACGUGUAUCAGCGUCUUGUGAUACAGACGCGAUCGCAUAAAUAAAUCGUACUUUCAAUGCUUUUAUUACUUUUGUGUUGAUUUAAAACUUUAGUGGUGAUUUUAAAUAUUCUAGUUGUUUUCCCUAAAACUAAGAGUUUAUUGCUGUACAGUUUUGUUUAGUGCAAAAGUUAAAAGUAAUUUAAAUUGUUACGGUCAGUUAUCGUGGACGGUGGCACUUGUGAUUUUGUGUUUCGAACUGGAUUCUGAUUGGACAUUAGAUUUGGAACUUUGGAGAAGAGUUCAAAACCGUUACAGGUCAGUCUGCUAAUCAACCCAGUAACUGAAUGAUAAUUGUGGCCAUGUAACGUUCUGCCAACUCUUCGAGACGAUAGCUGCAUCACAUAAUUACUUGUGAGGCAAACAGCGUCGCCAAACUGGAUUUCCUUUGAUUUCGCCGCCAUGGAUUCAGAGAGUCGAAGCGAGUCGGCUCUCAACAGCCCCACCGAACCAGAUAUAUCGCUGGCUGCAUCCCUCACUGACCCGCUGGAGGCCCACACCCUUGAUGAUGCUCGGAGAACUAUUAAAGACCUACGGAUGAAAUACCGGGCGCAGGGCCAUCAACUUUUAACAUGGCGUCGCUCACAACGAACUCAAGAAGAACUAGUCACCCGUUUGCAGCGAGAAAAAGCUGAACAACUCAAAUCACUUUCCAGCCAACUCCUCUUAUUCGAAUCACGAUUGGUUCGCAAACAGAAGGAGAUAACCAACAUGCUUGCCCUACGAGAGACAAUCAUUAUUAAACAGCAAAAAGUAAUCGAUUCCCUUCAAUCUAAGCUUCUUGAUAAUGGUAUCGAAACAUCGCAAACGAUCCCAGACUUUAGGGAUAUGCUACAAGACACACACAUCACAGGCGACUUUGAUUCUCUAAAUGAUUCCGAUUCCGCUGUUAUAAUGGAAGACGUGGAUUCUGAUUGCAGUAAUCUGCCCAAUGUGCCAAGAUUUAGGUCAGCUAAUCCGGACAGCGUUACGAUAGUUCGAUCGAUCUCUGAUGCAAUAGAUCCAAACUUGAAAUAUAGCAUCGUCAGGCGUUCAAAUGGAUUUCUGCGGCGACCAGAAAUUUUAGAAACAGUUUACAGUGUAGAGGAAGAAGCUGACGGUGAUUCAACUAAAGGCUUGAGUGCACAAAAUAGUACUGAAAAGGAGUUGAAAGAGUUCAACAAAACAGACGAGCAAAAGUAUAAGGAAACAAGCCUCCUAGCUCAGAGGCGAGAUAAUUUCCGUAUGAGAAGUGUAGUUUUAACAGGUGAAGUAAAGAGUAUAGAUAACGAUAAACAAGGUAAGGUCAAGAGUAACAGUGAGUUAUGGUCCUAUAGCUAUGUGCCAAAAAGAAUGAUGCCGCCUAACGACUCUGAUGAGGAAGUCACUUCCAAUCCGGAAAGUGAUGAAGGUGAGACUGAGCCUCGACCUAACCAUGUGGUGACCUAUAACAGGGUUAUGUCAAACCACAGAAACGUAACUAAACCGAAGGAUGUAAAGUACAAACGAAUCAAUAAAGCAAAGUCUAAAAGCUUAGAGGAACUGCGUGGAAGAUUAAAGAAUUGGGUAGAAAAGGGAAACAAGUUGUCAGAUAUGCCGCUGGAGCAUGCGCAAAGCUAUGCUUAAAUGAUUUUAUCAAGUUCCUUGAUUUAUCUUUGUGUGGAAUGCUUGUAGAAUGAACCGCUUUACUUUAAGUCACAAUGCGAAGUUCUCAAAGCUAUAAAUUACGUCAAAGGUCCACCGGUGGAGGCUUUAUCCCGCAGAAGAUAAGCGCAUUUACAAUUAGAAUUUUAAUGUGACGUCUUCACGUCUUGGCUACAUUCUCGCCAGAAAUGUUUUGUGUAAUUAUCGUGUGAUAUAAUUCUUUCCUAAUAUGCCAAAUUGUGUGUAUUACGAGGCUUGUGUAUUAGAGUCAAAUUAAUAGAUAUAUUUGUAAUUUAAAAGUAUUAGUAGUAGAUUAAUGCAAGCUUUUAAAAGAAAAAGACAGCUUUUAAUGUUUUUAAACUUCUGAAUUGUGUAUUUACAUGGAUACUCGCACAUACAUAUACAAUCGUUUAAAAGUAAGAUGAAACGAAACUAGUAGAAAAUAAAAUAGUAUAUUUUGAAAUCCUUUUUCAUUACAUUUUACAUCUACGUUAUGUCUACUUACAUACAAUAAAUAACUACGUGUUUAAAAUUAGUCAUCUGCCUACUAUUACAAUCGCACGAUAUCAAAAUAAUGCAUGGAUACUCCGACAGUUGUUUUUUUAUUAUAAUAAUACUCCGACGGUUAAUUCUUGAAAUAAAAAAUAUUUGUAUGUGCAAACACCACCACAUAUAGAAAAACACACUACCUACAAAUGCAAUGUUUUCCUACGUACCUACUAUAGAAGUAAAAUGUAUCGUACCAUUCAAAUAUUAUGUAUUUUAAUCAAUAAGUUGGUUGUUGUUUUAGGAAGAAAAUUUUAAACACAUAUUAUGCACUAUUCUUGAUACUUGAUCUAUUGUAAAAAAGUUUUCUAUACGAAUUAAAGUGUUGUUCAAACUUAAUAAUAGAUGUUUUCCACGCGAUUGCAAUUGUUAAGGCUGUUUUAUAUAAAUAUAAAAAUGGCAAAAUUAUGUAUAAUUAUUAUCACAAAAUUUUAUAUUUAUGCAGAUAUUUUGAGCUGAAGGAGGGUUGUAAUUCAAUAAUAAAUUGAAGAUAAAUUUGGAAUUGUGAAAGUUGCUAAGAAAUGGAAAUUCAAACAGAGAGACAUACAACUCUAGUUUAUAAUUUUAAUUUAGUUUCAGUGAAAAUAUAACUAAAUGUUUAGCUGUUCAGUAAUUAUCAUAAAAAAUUUGUUGUGUUAUACUGAAGUAUAAAUCGCAGAUUGUUCAAUUUGAAAUGAACUUGACAGCUAAGCGAAGAUACCGGGAACAUUAAUUUGGUGUAAUUAUGAUAAUUGACAACUCUGUAAGUGCAACAUUCAAAAAUUCUAAACUGCACUGGCAAUAUUAUAAUAUUCACAACAAUACCGCUUAUUAAUAUGUGUGCAAUACAAAGUUAUGCUGCUCAUAUUAUAUUUUACUUUAUACAAUAUCUAUUUAUAAGCGAUCAUUUAAAUAAAAUUAACUGUUUUGUGAUUUAUAUUGGGUUGUGUAUUAAAUUAAUAUUUUACACGCCUAAUUCAGUGUUAGAGUUGAAAUAUAAGAACUUCUUAAAAAAAUUCCAAGAAUUUCUGGAAAAUUAACAAUCGUUUUUUUUCCCCUAAUUUGAAUGGAGAUAAACUAUAUUUUCACCUAUUUAGAGCUUCAUUCCUAAAAAUUAGUUUUCUUUUCUCAAUCUGAAGUUUUUUUAAUUCAAAAUAUCGCACGACUGAUUGCUAUGCACAUUGUUUUUUAACAUCUAAUUUGGAUUGACACACUGUGAUUUUUUAUUAAUAUUUUCGUCUUUCGUCUUAGUAAUAGUUAAAUUGUAUAAAUAGAUUUAAGUAGUGGUAAGAAAUUACUUAAUAAAAAAAAUAAAAAAUACCUAUUUAUUGUGUAUCGGUGCCAAUUGUUAGAUGUAAUUCUGUUAACUACAAUAUAUUAUAUUGAAAUAUACAGGUGGUAUACAUAAAAUGCAAAACUACGUACUAUUCAGCUAAAGCCUUAGUUUUGCUUAUUCAUCGCGUUCAAUUCUUAGUUCGUUUAACUUUAUAUUAUAAUACUUAAAUUAAAUCUUCAAUGAUCAAAAUUAUUUGAUUGUGAUAUACCUACACAUUAUUUAAAAAUAAUAGUUAAGAAAUAUUAGGUAUUUGAAAGAAUUUGUAGCUCACCACUACAAAAAUACAAUUUUACAUCACCUGUAUAUUUAAACCUAUCUCACAUUUCAACUAUGUAUAAUUAAUAAAUAAUAUCACAUAUCACAUUGCUGUAUCACAAAAUGC
Messenger RNA from Pararge aegeria (speckled wood butterfly), 3944 nucleotides. RefSeq lists its product as uncharacterized. The coding region runs from base 481 to 1683 and encodes 400 amino acids. The transcript has 6 exons. Lineage: Eukaryota; Metazoa; Arthropoda; Insecta; Lepidoptera; Nymphalidae. The record is from RefSeq and is a predicted model, not a curated record.